Molecule: messenger RNA, 2281 nt
Organism: Theobroma umbraticum
Lineage: Eukaryota; Viridiplantae; Streptophyta; Magnoliopsida; Malvales; Malvaceae
Gene: VHA-A
Product: vacuolar ATP synthase subunit A
Biological process (GO): ATP metabolic process; proton transmembrane transport
Cellular component (GO): proton-transporting V-type ATPase, V1 domain; plant-type vacuole
Molecular function (GO): ATP binding; ATP hydrolysis activity; proton-transporting ATPase activity, rotational mechanism
Source: RefSeq, a predicted model, not a curated record
AUGCCGGCAGUUUACGGAGCCAGAUUGACCACAUUUGAGGAUUCGGAGAAAGAGAGCGAAUAUGGAUAUGUUCGCAAGGUGUCUGGACCAGUGGUUGUUGCAGAUGGAAUGGCUGGUGCUGCCAUGUAUGAAUUAGUUCGUGUUGGGCAUGAUAAUCUGAUUGGUGAAAUUAUUCGGUUGGAAGGAGACUCUGCGACAAUCCAAGUUUAUGAAGAAACGGCUGGCCUGACAGUGAAUGAUCCUGUUCUGCGGACACACAAGCCUCUGUCAGUGGAGUUAGGACCAGGAAUAUUGGGAAAUAUUUUCGAUGGCAUUCAGAGGCCUUUGAAAACUAUUGCUAAAAGAUCUGGUGAUGUAUAUAUCCCUCGUGGAGUCUCGGUCCCUGCUCUUGACAAAGAUACUCUUUGGGAUUUUCAGCCUAAAAAAAUAGGUGAGGGGGACCUUCUAACUGGUGGAGACCUAUAUGCUACUGUCUUUGAAAACAGUUUGAUUCAACACCAUGUUGCCCUUCCACCUGAUGCAAUGGGAAAAAUCACUUACAUUGCCCCCCCCGGUCAAUAUUCAUUGAAGGAUACUGUGCUAGAGCUUGAGUUUCAAGGUGUCAAAAAGCAAUUAACCAUGCUACAGACUUGGCCUGUACGUACCCCAAGACCUGUUGCAACAAAGCUUGCUGCAGAUACCCCUCUGCUUACUGGGCAGCGUGUUCUUGAUGCCCUUUUCCCCUCGGUUCUCGGUGGAACUUGUGCUAUUCCUGGUGCAUUUGGCUGUGGUAAAACUGUGAUUAGUCAAGCACUUUCUAAGUACUCUAAUUCUGAUGCUGUUGUCUAUGUUGGUUGUGGGGAACGAGGAAAUGAAAUGGCUGAGGUUCUUAUGGAUUUCCCUCAAUUGACAAUGACAUUGCCUGAUGGUCGUGAAGAAUCUGUCAUGAAGCGUACAACACUUGUGGCUAACACUUCUAACAUGCCUGUGGCUGCCCGUGAAGCCUCAAUUUAUACGGGAAUCACUAUAGCUGAAUAUUUCAGAGAUAUGGGCUACAAUGUUAGUAUGAUGGCAGAUUCAACAUCUCGUUGGGCAGAAGCAUUGCGUGAAAUUUCUGGACGGCUGGCAGAAAUGCCUGCUGAUAGUGGAUAUCCUGCUUAUCUGGCAGCAAGAUUAGCCUCUUUCUAUGAACGUGCGGGUAAAGUUAAAUGCCUUGGUGGGCCAGAACGUACUGGCAGUGUCACAAUUGUUGGUGCUGUUUCUCCUCCUGGAGGAGAUUUCUCCGAUCCUGUGACAUCUGCAACCCUAAGUAUUGUCCAGGUUUUCUGGGGUCUUGACAAGAAACUUGCUCAGAGGAAGCAUUUCCCUUCUGUCAACUGGCUUAUUUCAUACUCGAAGUACUCAGGGGCUUUGGAAUCUUUCUAUGAGAAAUUUGAUCAAGAUUUUAUCAGCAUUAGGACAAAGGCACGAGAGGUGCUUCAGAGGGAAGAUGAUCUGAAUGAAAUUGUCCAGCUUGUGGGAAAGGAUGCUUUAGCUGAAACAGAUAAGAUCACUCUAGAAACUGCUAAGCUUUUAAGGGAAGAUUAUCUUGCUCAGAAUGCAUUUACUCCAUAUGACAAGUUCUGCCCCUUUUACAAGUCUGUUUGGAUGAUGCGCAACAUUAUUCAUUUCAAUACUUUGGCCAACCAGGCAGUAGAGAAAGCAGCUGGGAUGGAUGGUCAGAAGAUAACUUACAGUCUUAUCAAGCAUCGUCUGGGGGAUCUCUUUUAUCGAUUAGUGUCACAAAAAUUUGAAGACCCAGCAGAAGGAGAAGAAGCUCUUGUGGCAAAAUUCAAAAAGCUUUAUGAGGAUCUGACAGCUGGUUUCCGUGCAUUGGAGGAUGAGACUAGGUGAAUGUAAGUUUUUUCAAGAUUCGAUAUUUCCUGGUCCUAGUCCAAGUUUCGGUAGUUGGGGGUAAAAUCACUAGGGCUCUCUCUGUUUGGUUGUAUGAAAAUUCGGUCUUGGUAGACGCAUGUGUUGUGCUGCGUUGUAGCUUUUGUUGGCCUGAAGUCUUUAGAGUGCUAUAGCCAUGAAUUCAUUAUGUAUUAUUGUCUGCCCUAACCUUUUCAGCGGCAGGAGAACCAUAUUUAUGUAUUUAUGCAAUAAGAUGUGUAUUUUUCCUAUGUUUUAGGCUGGGAAAAUGAGACUAAUAAGAUGUGUAUUCAGUAGGAUGCGCUUAUUGCCUUUUAGCAUCACAUUUUGUCUUCGCUGAGCUGCCAAUUGGGGCUUCUGCUUUUGCUAUUGAUAUGUGAUUUACAUGCCA